UUAGAAGUGCCUAAAGGUGCCGGUGCUCUGGUGCUGCAGCAGGUUUCCUUCCCUGGAGGCACUCACCUGAUCCCUGCAGGAAUGGGCCUGGGGCUCAGGGCUUCUCCACCAGUUGUGAUCCUGCUCCUGUCCCUGCUGGGUCUGGCUGCUGCUGGGAAGCUCCUGGUGGUGCCGGUGGAUGGGAGCCACUGGCUCAGCAUGCGGGAAGUGCUGGACAUCCUGACGCAGAGGGGACACGAGGUGGUCGUGGUGGCACCUGAAGUCUCCUUGCACAUCAAACCAUCAAAGACCUUUGUGAUGAAAACGUACCCAGUGCCUUUCACAAAGGAAGAGAUGGAUGAAGUUUUCAAAGGGUCAAUCACGGAUUUAUUUAUAGAAGGAUCUUUUCUGGAAAGAGUUAUUAGGCAGUAUCAACACGCAAAGAAGACCUCAGCUAUGUUCCUGGCCACCUGCACACACUUAAUCCACAACAAGGAGCUCAUCAGGUACCUCGAGGAGAGCAAGUUCGAUGCUGUCUUCACAGACCCUUUCCUACCCUGUGGGGCAAUCCUUGCAGACUAUCUUUCCCUGCCUUCCGUGUAUUUCCUGCUUCAAAUUCCAUGUGGUUUGGAAUAUCAAGCCACCCAGUGCCCCAAACCCCCUUCCUACGUCCCAAGAGUAUUUACAGACCUCACAGACCGCAUGACCUUUCUUCAGAGGGUGAAGAACAUGCUCUAUGACAUCCCAAAUCUUUUCCUCUGCGAUAUUGUCUUCCAACCUUAUGCAGAACUGGCUUCAGAAUUCCUCAAGCGGGAGGUGACCGUGCCGGAUCUCCUGCGCCAGGCUUCCAUUUGGCUCAUGAAGCUGGACUUUGUCUUGCACUUCCCAAAACCCUUGAUGCCCAACAUGGUUUUGAUUAGCGGAGUAAAUUGUGCUUACAAGAAGCUAAAUCAGGUGGGUCAUGCUCUGCUUUCUCUUGUUCUUGUGGGCUUUGGAAAUCUCUAG
Messenger RNA from Poecile atricapillus (Black-capped chickadee), 984 nucleotides. Its product is annotated as UDP-glucuronosyltransferase 1A1-like. The record is from RefSeq and is a predicted model, not a curated record. The transcript has a single exon. The coding region runs from base 82 to 984 and encodes 300 amino acids. Gene Ontology annotation, molecular function: UDP-glycosyltransferase activity. NCBI's taxonomy places the organism in Eukaryota, Metazoa, Chordata, Aves, Passeriformes, Paridae.